Messenger RNA from Ylistrum balloti, 564 nucleotides. RefSeq lists its product as uncharacterized. The transcript has 2 exons. Bases 1 to 564 code for a protein of 187 amino acids. NCBI's taxonomy places the organism in Eukaryota, Metazoa, Mollusca, Bivalvia, Pectinida, Pectinidae. The record is from RefSeq and is a predicted model, not a curated record.
AUGGAAAAAAGUUAUUUAUCGAGAUCGGCUUCCAUGGACAGUUUGUUGACUGAAGAUGAAACUGAACUGAUGAGACAAUAUAUGCAUUUUUAUAACGAAAGAAUCAUCACUACAGAACAAUUCAAGAAAAAUGUAAUGGAUUCAAGGCCAAGAAAUAUUAAAGAACCAGUCUUAGACACGGCCAUGGAUACUCUCCGUAAGGAAAUGGCUGCAAUGAUGGACAAGGACCUUGAACUUGCUAAACAGCUUCUGAUCCUGCACGAAACUAUCGAAGAUUUACUGGCAGAGGAUAACAACUGUGAAACAUGUAACAGUUCUGACACGUGUUCAGAGAUAAGCAUGUGUACCUCUUGUUCACUUAGUAAAAAUACCUUAGAAGAUGAGCUCAGUGUUUCUUCAGAUGAGUCUGCACACAAAAAGUACUUAUCAGUCGACUCUGAGAAGGUUGACAGAUGUACACCUGUCAAACAACUCAAAAGACGAAGCCACGGAGGCCAUCAGAAACAAAACUCAAAUGAUUCGGGAUAUUGUUGCAUUUUCCAAGAUCUUGAAGUGACGAUUUAA